Messenger RNA from Callorhinchus milii (elephant shark), 3327 nucleotides. RefSeq names its product phosphodiesterase 8B (gene pde8b). Gene Ontology annotation, biological process: signal transduction. The record is from RefSeq and is a predicted model, not a curated record. Gene Ontology annotation, molecular function: 3',5'-cyclic-AMP phosphodiesterase activity. Lineage: Eukaryota; Metazoa; Chordata; Chondrichthyes; Chimaeriformes; Callorhinchidae. The coding region runs from base 82 to 2751 and encodes 889 amino acids. The transcript has 23 exons.
GAGCGAGAGAAAGAGAGAGAGAGUGUGUGUGGCAAAGCGACAGAGAGAGUCCAGCAAGCAGCUGGAGCUGAACAGAGAGUGAUGGGCUGUGCUCCUAGUAUCCAUGUCUCUCAGAGUGGAGUGAUUUACUGCAGAGAUUCAGAUGAAUCGAACUCCCCUCAUCAGACCACCACCAUCUCCCAGGGCACAGCAACAGUACAUGGCUUCUUCAUCAAGACAGAUGCUGCUGAUUCCCUGCCUUCUGUGUUGGCAUACCAGAGCCGGGUAACACGUACCUCCUCACGUCGAGAGAAGAAGGAGAACAGCAACUACACCGAAGCUGAAACCCAAACCAGCCAUACUAGCGUUAAGGUCGCAUCAACAGAAGUACGAUUUGGACCCAUGAGACUGACACAAGAGCCCCUUCAGGUUCUACUUGUUUUCGCAAAAGAGGACAACCAAAGCGAUAGCUUUUGGUGGGCAUGUGACAAAGCUGGCUACAAGUGCAACAUUGCACGGACACCAGAGUCCGCCCUGGAAUGCUUUCUAGAUAAACAUCAUGAAAUUAUAAUUAUUGACCACAGGCAUGCCAAAUACUUUGAUGCAGAAGCUGUUUGCAGAUCAAUUCGAGCUACAAAACCAGCAGAAAACACAGUAAUCCUGGCAGUAGUUCCACAGAUAUCUAAUGAUCAGGAGGAGACCUCAGUCUUGCCUCUCCUUAAUGCAGGGUUCAAUAGGCGGUAUAUAGAAAACGCCAGCCUAAUUGUGUGCUACAAUGAACUGAUCCAGUUAGAGCAUGGAAACGUGCGGUCUCAAUUCAAACUGCGGGCAUGUAACUCAAUCUUCACAGCUCUGGAGCACUGCCAAGAGGCAAUAGAGAUCACAAGUGAGGACCAUGUCAUACAGUAUGUCAACCCAGCAUUUGAACGUAUGAUGGGUUACCAUAAGGGGGAACUGAUUGGCAAAGAACUUACUGAAUUACCCAAAAGCGACAAAAAUAAAGCGGACCUCCUUGAUACAAUAAACAUGUGUAUUAAGAAAGGAAAGGAAUGGCAAGGGAUUUAUUUUGCAAGAAGGAAAGCAGGAGACAGUAUUCAGCAAGAUGUAAAGAUUACACCUGUAAUAGGCCAGGGAGGGAAAAUUAGGCAUUUUGUCUCCAUCAAGAAAUUGUGCAAUGACAACAAUAAACAGGUCUCCAAUGUACAAUGUGAUGACAAAUGCACAGAGGAAAAUUUUCAGUCAGAUUCACAUUCUUUAAGACAUAAAGACAGACGGAAAGGUUCCAUUGACGUCAGAUCUGUAACAUCAAGAGGAAGUGAUGGAAGUUCACACAACCGCCGAUACUCCUCAAUGGCAAGAAUUCACUCCAUGACAAUAGAAGCUCCAAUUACAAAGGUUAUCAAUAUAAUUAAUGCUGCCCAGGAAAAUAGCCCAGUAACAGUGGCCGAGGCAUUGGACAGAGUCCUGGAAAUCUUGAGAACAACGGAACUCUACUCACCACAGAUUGGCAUCAAAGAUGAUGACCUACACACCAGUAAUCUUGUUGGAGGUCUCAUGACUGAUGGAUUACGAAGAUUGUCUGGUAAUGAAUAUAUUUUCUCAAAAUCUUUGCGACAAACAGAUAAAAACGAAGCAUGGACAUCUCUUGAGGGACAGAUCGAGGAAGAGCCAGAUGUGCAGCUGACUCAUGGGCCCUGUGCAAUACCCGUCACACUCAGUGAUGUCCCACCUCAUAUAGCAGAACUGUUGGAAGGAGAAGAAACCUGGGAUUUCAAUAUCUUCAAACUAGAGACUGCAACUAAUAAAAGGCCAUUAGUCCACCUGGGAUUAAAAAUCUUCGCACAGUUUGGAGUAUGUGAGUUUUUGAACUGUUCAGAAGCAACUCUCAGGUCGUGGUUGCAGGUCAUUGAGACAAAUUAUCAUGCAUCAAAUUCAUACCACAAUUCAACACACGCAGCUGAUGUCUUGCAUGCCACAGCAUACUUCUUGCGGAAGGAUCGAGUCAAGGGGUGUUUGGAUCAGUUGGAUGAGGUUGCUGCACUUAUUGCAGCCACAGUACAUGAUGUUGACCACCCAGGUCGCACAAACUCCUUCCUAUGUAAUGCAGGAAGUGAGCUAGCUGUCCUCUACAAUGACACUGCAGUCCUGGAAAGUCACCAUUCUGCCCUGGCAUUCCAGCUCACAGCACGAGACCACAAGUGCAACAUCUUCAAAAACGCUGAAAGGAAUCAGUAUCGAACGUUGAGGCAGGCGAUUAUUGACAUGGUUUUGGCAACAGAGAUGACAAAGCAUUUUGAACAUGUGAACAAAUUUGUGAACAGUGUCAACAAACCAAUGACAUCUCUUGAGGAAACUAACUCAAAUAGUGGCAGCAGUGAUGGUGAAUAUUCAUCCAACCUAAAGAACUCUGUGGAAAAUAGACUACUCAUUAAACGUAUGAUGAUUAAAUGUGCUGAUGUUGCCAACCCUUGCCGCCCAAUAGAGUUGUGCAUCGAAUGGGCAGGAAGAAUUUCAGAAGAAUAUUUUGCUCAGACAGAUGAGGAGAAAAGUCAAGGUUUGCCAGUCGUGAUGCCGGUCUUUGAUCGCAAUUCUUGUAGUAUUCCGAAAUCUCAGAUAUCAUUUAUCGACUAUUUUAUAAAUGAUAUGUUUGAUGCUUGGGAUGCGUUUGCAAACCUUCCAAAUUUAAUGCUUCACUUGAAUGAAAACUACAAGUACUGGAAAACAUUGGAUGAACAUGUGUUUAAGGGUCUCCGACCUCCAUCUGACUCUUAAAAGCAAAGGUGAAAGGACAGGAUAUUUUAUUUCCCAACAUCACUGACUGAAGCAAAGCUAUUGAGAGUUUCUAUUUUACUUCAAGUGACUUAAUUUUCAAACAAGUCACACACAAUAUAGGAAGGUUUGAUGUACAGUGUGUGUAAAAAGGAACUAUGUUGAAUUGUUAUAGAUAUUCCAACUACUAAAAUAAUAUAUUUCGGCUCUUGAGUUUUGCUUUGUUAAAUUCAAGUUCAUCUUAGUGCCAAAAAUGAAAAUUGUGAUGCAUUCAGGAAAAGAACAAAAUGUUUGCUGAGAAAAGAUAAAUUAAAACAAAUAUUUCUGUAAUUACCCUUAAGUCACAAGUGUAUAUAAAAGUAAAUCUUUUAUUUUCCAUAGUAAUCUUUUCUCUCUGAGAAAAAGGCUUUGGAGAAAUCAUAGAUUUUUAUUCUGACUGUUGGUAAUUUUUAUGCAGUCUUACCGCGAUGUGAAAAAUGACAGUCCAGGCCUUAAGGCAAUUUUGAAUGCUAUUAAUGCUGGUUAGCAUAUUUCAAUGUACAGUAGUUUUUUUUAAAUAGCAAUAAAUUUGAGGAAUAU